UAUCUGGAAAAAAUGUAGAUCCCAUGCAAAAAAUAAUAAUUAAUUAGCUUUGUUUGUGUGAAGCUAAAUUCUGUGGAAAAAGAAAACUUUCAAAGGACAAAGUUUUGAAGAAAAUAAACAAGAAUUAAAAGGAGAAACAAAUAAAUCUGAAAGUGAAGGAUAGAGCUGUAGAGAAAGAAAUUAUCGAGCGAUGUUAUAGCAUUGUAGAUUUUGAGAAUGUGUGCACUUUUCAUUUCGAUUAAGUGAGUUGAGUUGAGUUGAGUUGGGUGGCAAGUGGAAAAUAUCAUACAUUUAUUUGUAUAAGUCUAUAUCACAUAAGGAAAGAAGUAAAGACCUUUACAUAAGGGAAGAAAUUAUAAUUGAGAAGAAAAAAAUUAUCUGUGUGGAUUUAUUCUCAUAUAUGCCACAUUCAAAAAAUAAAAUAUUGAACAACAGUUAUGGAAUCAAAGGGAGGUCCAGCGGGUGUUUUUCCGCAUAGUAAAUUUAAACCAUCAUCAAUCCAUAUCAGUCAACAAUCCCAAGAAUCAACGACUGGCACAGUAACAGCAGCCACAUUACAAGCUCCAUUAACUCCCCGUAUUGACAUUAGUCGUGCAUCAAGCUCAUCAUACCAUGAAGAUAGUUCACCCGAAAAUGUCUUUGAUCAGGUCGGAACUGGAACGUUACAAGAAGCAUCUGGUUGCUUAGAGCUUUUCCAAGAAGAUGCUGACGAGUUACGAAGUUCCACGGAAGAAUUAUUUUUCAUGGAAAAAGAAAAAGGUCAAACUGAGUGUGAAAAACCCUCGUCAGCGCAAGUCCCACGAGCUCCGAUGAUAUUCAAGUUUGAUGAAUCUCAAACUUUACAACAGCUUACUCAGUAUAAUCGAAAAGAUUCGGGUAGUUCUGAGGUAGCAGCAUUUUUGAAUCCAUCAGGUAGAACAAGUAGAAUUUCGAGUGUUGGAAGCCAAGGAUCUGCUGUAAGUAGAUUAUCGGGUGUUUCUGGCAUUUCACGAUCGCCUUCUCCACAUAAGAUGUUAGUAGAGACAUCAUUUUGUGGCCCAAAACCAAUCGAACCGACUUCUGAUGCAGGUAGUAUUGAGCAACUUACUGCUGAUAUCGAAAGUGUUAUUUUAGCUAGAAGAGGAGAUCCAACAAGAGUGGCUCUGGCUGAAGGUGUAGAAGUAAAAGAAAUGACAGCAAUAAAGCCUCAAAAAAAGACGACUAAGGAAAAAAUUCAAGAAAUUUCAAACAGUUCAAUGACACCGGCGGAAGCAGCUCGAGCCGCAGCAAAAGAACAAAGAAGAAAAGAGAUUGAAGCAUUAAAAGUUAGGUUGAAUAUAAUCAAUCAAAAGCAGUUAGAAAAGACAAAACCAGGCGGUGUCAUAAAGAAAGUUAUUGGUGUGACAUCUGAGGGAACUGAAUAUACUAGAAUUAAAUUAAAACCUGAUCAUUUAUAUGAAGACAAUGGCAUAAGUCCGAAUGAGAAAAUAAUUGAAGAAAAAGAAUUUCAAGAUCCUUUAGAGAGAAAACGAGAGAGAUUAGCAAAAAAGGAAGAAAAUAAUCAACUUAGUCGUAAAAGCCCAUCGACACAUGCAACAGACAAUCGUUCACCGUCACCAGCAUCAACAUCAGUAUCAAGAAAAAGUUCAUUUUGUUCAUUUUUUAAAUCUAAAGAUCCGACUGCUGAUACAAUUAAAUCAAAAUCGACAACAAUACCAUCAGGCAAGAAUAAAUUAAAUGAUAAAUCACCCAUUCCUUCGCCAAGUAAGAGUAGUUUUAGUAGUAGAAUAGCAUUCACAUUAUUCAAAUCUAAUCGCAAUCCGUCUCCUUCCCAAUUAAUAGAACCAUCAUCUUCUGUACAGGAAGGAGCGACUAAAAAGAUAGCAUCGCAAUCACAUCAAAAGCAGUCAAUGAAUCAGAAAGAUAAACCAAGAUUAAGAUAUUAUGAUGCGCCUGAUGUAAUUUUUAUACCAUUACAUACACCGCCGGAAGAAAAAGAGUUUAGUGCAUUGAAAAAGAAGACGCCAGAAGUUGUUGAGAAAAAAGAAGAAAUCGAUGUUAUCGUGGUAGCUGCUCAAGAGGAGAAAAAAAUGCAAACUCAAUCACAAAUAACAUCGCAUAAUCAAACUAUACUUAAUGUAAAGCCAAAAAUUGCGCCCACUGCCCAAAUAGAGAAAAUGCAAAGUACCGACGAACUCGAACUUCAAGAGUUGCCUAAUCGAAAGGUGUCUGAGGAUCGUGAUGCAGGUUCGAGCUUAUGGAGUGUUGAAGUUCAACGACACAGUUCUCAAGAAAGUCAAGAGACUGUCAUAUCUUCACAACCAAAACACGAAAAUAUUAUAUCAAAAAAUGGAAUACCGGAGAAGCCUGUUAUUCCGUCAUUCAUCGAUACAAUAAAUGAAAAUCAACCAUUAAAUCAACAGAAAGCACGUCAUAAAAAGCAUAUUUUAUUUAGUACAAAACUAGGUAGUGGAAGCGAAGAGCAAAUAUUCUGUACUCAAUUGAGUCUAUCAAAAACUGAAAGUCAAUCAAGUCAACUAUCAGAACAAGCAUCAGUAUUUGAAAGUCCAAAAAACGAAGAAAUCGGAACGAAGAUGUCAGAAGUUACCCGAAACACUAUGAAGCAUCAAUCAUCGAGUGAGGUAGAGAAGGUAACAGCAACAUCUGUGCGAUCUCGUUCCGAUCAGAGUGACUCAGGCUCACGACCUCAAUCUGUUACGAGGAAACAAAGAAGUUCAGGAGAGUUUUCAAAAAAGAGAGAAUCGUCUGAAGAACUUUUACAUAAAAUUCCACGUGACAAAUCCAAGGAAAUAAUAAUAACUACUCAAGUAGGACAUUAUCAACAAGCAUCUCCGACAUCUUAUGAACCACAAACCAUACAAAAAACUGAAGAGAAUGUUUUACAUCACCAAUCAAGUGGAUCACGUAUGGAAAUAUCGUCAGAAUCAGAUAGAGAAUCUGAUAUUGACGGUUGCAUCCAUAAACGUGUAUCAAGACUUAUGGAAGAUCACGAAAGUGCUGGUCUAGUAUUACAAGAAUCAUUUGAUGAUGAAUUACCAUAUGUUCCCACAACAUUACCAGAGGAGCGAUCUAGUGGUAUUAAAAUUAUUCCAACUAAGGAACGUACUCAAACGGAACUUAUAACAAUACCACUUGAACGUCCUCGCUCAACUACACCCAUUCAUCCCACAUCAUUAGACAAUUUCUGCGAAAAGAAGCCUAGUGAUAUAACUGAUGCAAAUCUUGUUAGGGGAGAAAAGUUGAGGAUAAGUUUGCCUCGCCACAAACCGGAACAAAAUAAGGAAAAAGUUCAACCAAAAGCUAUGACGAGACGUACGUCAAAUCUAUCAAAUAAAAGUUGGACAGAGUUUGCGGAACAAGGGAUACAAAAUACAUGUUCAAAGAAAAGUGAAAGAACUCGUAAAGAAUCAAACUCAAGUCAAGAUGGUGAACAGCAUAACGUUCAACCACAUCAGCCACCUGUAGGUCCAAUAGUAAAAUCUCAUUCAAAGAAGUCUCUAACGAGUAAAUGGAUUGAUUUUGAAAACAUUCCUGAAAAGCGACAACAACCGAAGAAAAUUACAACCAUUCCAUUAAAUAAGGAUAUACCGAGUGAAAAAAUACACAACAGUAAGCAUAGUCAUCAUCAACGACACUAUGUUUCGCCAGAGGAAUGUCAAUGUGAGUGCCAUGAAUCUAAGAAAGAAGCUGGAGAUAAUAAUAAACAGUCGGUUAGUGAUGAAACUGGUAAAACUCCAUCUGAUGACUCUCAACCAUUGCUUGAUGAUAAUGUAGAGAGGCACAGUACGAUGAGCACUGACUCAUCUUUAGAUUGCAGUUUAGAAAAUGAUGAAUCUAAUGAAUAUAUGCUACAACAAGCUUCAAACCUUACACCAGUUCAGAACAAUAGGGCAGCUAGUAAUAACAAUUUAGAUAAGCCAUUUGGAAUGGAUUUAUCUGUUGAAUUCGGUGGACAUAGUAAUCGAUCAAGUAUUAUCUCACAGGACAUUAAAUCACCCGAUUUGCAUAAAUAAACAUACAUUUACAUCCAUAAAUCGCUUCGUUAUUAAGUUUAGUAAUAAUGAUAAAAAAAAAGAAUAUUAAUAAUCCUAAAGAAUAAAUGAGAAUGAGUAUAAAUCUUUAGAUAAGACUUUCCCUUUUGAAAAUAAAACCCAGAUUAAGAUUUUACUAAGACGUGAAAUUUAU
Molecule: messenger RNA, 4185 nt
Organism: Chironomus riparius
Lineage: Eukaryota; Metazoa; Arthropoda; Insecta; Diptera; Chironomidae
Source: the annotation of a GenBank genome assembly